Anisakis simplex (herring worm) is the source of this 315-nucleotide messenger RNA. The record is from the annotation of a GenBank genome assembly. NCBI's taxonomy places the organism in Eukaryota, Metazoa, Nematoda, Chromadorea, Rhabditida, Anisakidae.
UGUGAUGUGAUGAAAUUCGACUUUUAUGGACCCGGUUCGGGUAAUGGAACGGCCGUAGCGAAUUUCUCAGUGGUUUGGUCAACCGAAGGCCAACACGGUGGUCAUUUGCUGGACAAUAGUGAGGGUAUUCGGGUGGUGAUUUAUAAAUGUGAGUUGUUGGCGUCCAGUUGUGGACUGUGCUUGGCGUUGAGCGAUAAGAAGUUCGACUGCGGUUGGUGUGCCUCGGAACGACAGUGUACAUCACAGGAAAGAUGCGUUACGGAUGUCUCAAAUGACUGGCUGAACAGGUCCGUUGAAUUGCUAUCGUCUUAUUGA